AUGGCUGCUGCCACGGAUAGCAAACUGGAGACCGGGGGAGGUAAUGAAGAGGCAGCGGAGGAAGAAGGGGAGGAAAACAUCCUUUAUGACUUGCUGAUCACCACCGAGUGGCCGGCCGAGACUGAGGUGCAGCCAAGAGGCAACCGGAGACAUGGUGCAUCAUUUAUCAUCACUAGAGCAAUUACAGGUCCUGCCUUAUUUAUACUACAGUAUUUAUGGUAUAGUCCUGCAAAGUUUUCCCUUCCUGCUGGACUCGUCCGCCUGGUCAGUAAGCAGAUCAGCUGGCAUUUAGUGCUUGCAAGGAAUGGAAAACUGCUAGCAGCUGUUCAAGACCAGUGCAUAGAAAUAAGGUCUGCAAAGGAUGAGUUUGGGUCUGUCAUUGGGAAAUGCCAAGUUCCGAGGGAUCCUAACCCACAGUGGAGGCGUGUGUCUUGGAGUCAUGAUUGCACUUUGCUCGCCUAUGGAGAAAGUACUGGAACUGUCAGAGUAUUUGACUUGGUCGGCAGUGAACUUCUUGUCAUUUCACCGGGCUCUAGCUGUCCUGGAGACUUGACCUAUGCUAUAGCAGGAUUGAUCUUUCUGGAAUACAAAGCAAGCGCCCAGUGGUCAGCUGAACUGCUGGUCAUCAAUUACCGCGGGGAACUAAAAAGCUACCUUGUAAGUGUUGGAACAAAUCAGAGCUUCCAAGAGAGCCAUAGUUUCAACUUCAGAAGUAAUUAUGUCCAUGGAAUAAUGGCAGUAAUUUACCAUCCUGUACACCGUCUUCUGAUUAUAGGUGGCUGUGAAACAGAUAACGAUGGGGCGGGAGUGUCGAAAGCAGCCAGUUGUGGACUGUCGGCAUGGCGAGUUCUUUCUGGGUCACCUUAUUAUAAGGAGGUUACAAGCUAUGAAGAUGAUAUUGGAACUGUGAGUACCAGUUGUGCCAAGAGACGUUCUUUGUUCAAGAUUAUGAAUUUCAAAUUUUACAACAAACAAGGAACGGAGCAGGAUGGCGUCUUCAAAAUGAGCCUUUCUCCAGACGGCACUCGCUUAGCAGCAAUUCACUUCUCAGGAAAAUUGACCAUCUGGGGGAUUCCCUCUCUCAAGCAGCAAGGAGAAUGGGAACAAAAUGAUCAACCAGGUUAUGAUGACAUCAAGCCAGAAUGGAGACUCUCUCUUGAAAAGCGAAAGAGAAUUAAAGACAAAGCAUCUUUUUACCCUCUGAUAGAUGUAAACUGGUGGUCUGAGAGUGCUGUUAUUUUGGCUCGCGGUUCAGGCGCUCUGACAGUGUCCUCGGUGAAGACACUGAAAAACCUGUUAGGGAAGUCCUGUGAGUGGUUUGAAAGUUCCCCUCAGGUCACUUUGGCACAUGAUGGAGGAUUCCUAAGUCUGGAGUGUGAAGUAAAGUUGGCUCCGAAGAGAUUGCGCUUGGAGAGCAGACCUGGGGAUGAAGAUGGAGGAGAGGAUGACUCUGAUUCGGAUGAUGAAAGUUCCACCAAGGCCCAGUAUUUUGGCUACGUAAAGCAAGCCCUGUACUUUGUUACUGAAAUGGAGCGGUUUGCGCCUCCACGGAAACGUCCACGCACUAUUAUAAAAAAUUAUCGCCUUGUGAACUUGAGAUCCACAACUCCAGAGGAGCUGUACCAAAGAAAGAUUGAUAAUGAAGAAUAUGGGGAAGCUUUAUCACUGGCUCAAGCAUAUGACCUUGAUUCGGAUCUUGUUUAUCAGAGGCAGUGGAGGAAAUCGGCUGUUAGCAUUGCUUCUAUUCAGGAUUAUCUGAGCAAAAUUAAUAAGCGUUCCUGGGUUCUUCACGAGUGCUUGGAAAGAGUUCCUGAGAAUGUGGAUGCUGCUAAAGAAUUGCUGCAGUACGGCUUGAAGGGAACUGACCUGGAAGCUCUCAUUGCCAUAGGGAAAGGAGAAGAUGGCGGCAGAUUUAUAUUGCCAGGUGAUGUGGACAUUGACGGACUACUGUAUGAAGAGUUUUUAACUCCUGAGGAAGAAGCAGAAAGUAGGAAGGAGCGUGAAGCCAUGAAGCAUCAAGAACUUCUUCUAUCAGUAGACUUCUCUAAGUUAACUUUGGAACAGAAAGAACUUUGUCGUAGCAGGUUGAAACUACUAACUUAUUUGGAUCGUCUAGCAACAUAUGAGGAAAUACUUGGAGGCCCACAUGCUGCUGAGCAGAGAUACGAUGCUGAAUUCUUCAAGAAGUUCCGAAACCAGAAUAUUAUUCUUUCUGCAAGAACGUAUGCUCGGGAAAGCAACGUAAGAGCCCUGGAGAUUUUGUUCACAUACCAUGGAUCAGACUUGCUUCCCCAUCGAUUGGCAAUUCUCUCUAAUUUUCCAGAGACCACCUCUCCACAUGAAUAUUCCUUUUUGCUGCCUGAAGCUUGCUACAGAGAAGGGGUAUUGAAGAUUCUUCCUUGGAGUGAACAGAAACACAGGGAAGAAGACUGGUGUGAAAGGCCUCCAUGCAAGCUGACUGUUGAACCAGUUCUUCAAGAUGAGAGUGAUUUUUUAUAUGAAUCUCAGCCUGAACUGAUGAAAUACAAGGCUGCUGAGCUUUCCAUAAACCUGGUCACUGAUUGGUAUUGGGAAAGAGCAGAGGAGAUAGAAAACUAUUCUAUGCAGGUGGAUUGUGCUCUGUCUCUGGUUCGUCUUGGUAUGGAGAGAAAUAUUCCGGGCCUGCAUUCUCUUUGUGACAACUUGGUUACACUGGAGACACUAGUUUAUGAGACCGGAUGUGACGUAACUCUGACCCUGAAAGAUCUGCAACAAAUGAAAGACACUGAGAAGCUGAGACUGUUAAUGAUGAAUUCCUCAGAGGAAAGGUACGUGAAAAACGCUUACCAGUGGAUGGUUCCUUUCCUACACCGCUGUGAAAAUCAGUCUCCUGGGCUAGCUAACAAGCUUCUAAAAGAAUAUUUAGUAACUCUGGCGAAGGAAGAUCUAAAAUUUCCUCUGAAAAUCUUUGAGCAUUCAAAGCCAGCUUGUCAGCAAAAAAUAAUUUCAGAUCAAGACCUCUUGAUGAUUAUUGCAUUAGAAUGUAUCUAUGGCUGCAGAUGUGAUGACCAGCUUUCUCUCUGUUACGAUAUCUUAGAAUGUCUUCCUCAGAGAGGUUAUGGCCCUGAAACAGACAUUACUAAUAGUCUGCAUGACAAGGUUGAUGAACUGGAACAAAUUCUUAGUGUGUCAGAAAUUUUGGAGAAGCAUGGACUCCAGAAACCUGUAUCUUUUGUAAAAGACACACAGAACAGUCCGGAAGAAGCACGAAAGCUGCUGAUUAGAUUGACUAGGCACACAGGCCGCAAACAGCCUCCUGUUAAUGAGUCAUACUGGAUGGGAUUGUUGCAAGAUAUGCUGGACAUGCAGCAGAAUGUCUACACGUGCUUAGAACGAGAUACUUGCUAUGAGAUUUUUACUGAAAGUCUUCUGUGUUCAAGCCGGUUGGAAAAUAUCCACUUAGCUGGGCAAAUGAUGCAUUGCAGCGUUUGGUCAAUAGAUCCUCCAGUUAGUGUUGUUUCUAAAGGAAAACCACAGUACAGAGUCUGCUAUGAGAAAACCAUUGAAUUAGCUUUAGCUGCAAGUAGAGAAUACUUCAAUUCUUCUGCAAAUCUGACUGAUACCUGUAUGGAUUUGGCCAGGGCCUGCUUACAGCUCAUUACAGACUGUCCACCUGUUGUUCAGGAAGAACUGGAUCUCAUUCGUGCUCUUAGCUACCUUGAAGAAUUUGGCAUGAAAAUCUUGCCAUUACAAGUGCGCCUGAGCUCUGAUCGGCUCAGCCUUAUCAAAGAAUGCCUCUUGCAGCUGCCAAGCAACUACAGACAAUCUGCCAAGCUGUUGGAACUUGCUGAUUUGCUGAGGGUUGCAGGUGAUGACCAGAGUGAGAGAAAAGGAAAAGUUUUGAUUCUUUUAGUUGAACAAGCUCUACAACUUCAGGAUUACAAAGCAGCAAAUAUGCAUUGUCAGGAGCUUAUGGCUUCAGGCUAUUCUGAAAGCUGGGAAGUUUGCAGCCAGUUAGGACAAUCAGAAGGUUAUCAGGACAUGGCUGUUCGGCAAGAGCUCAUAGCCUAUGCUCUGACACACUGUCCCCCAAGUGCCAUAAAAUCACUUCUGGCAGCAAGCAGCUCAUUGCGAACUGAGAUUCUCUAUCAUGCAGUCAACUACCAGAUGCACCCAUCAGAAAAAGGAGAGAGCAUACAUACCUCCAGGCCUCCACUUGCAAGCAAAACAGAGUCUGCUCUGGAGGUUGAUACCAACAUUCCUUCUAGACAGUCUGCUGACCUGUUGCAAUGGACCACCGCUAAAACUAUGAAGGUCCUUUCUGACACGACUCUGACCACAAAAGCCAUGCUGCAUGCCGUCAGUGACCGACAGUGGUGGAAGAAGUCACUGACUUACCUUCGGCCGUUACAUGGACAAGAGUUUGGAGAUGUAUUGAAAACCACACCUGGUGCAAAUGCAGCAAUUGAAAAGCAAGGUUGUCAUCCUUUCUAUGAAUCUCUGAUAGACGAUCCAUACCUUGCAAAUAAUGAAGUUACUUAUACCACAUAUCAGCACAAUCCUUCAGAAAGCUUUGCAGAAGUGUUGCUGAGAACAGGAAAACUUGCAGAGACCAAGAGCGAAGGGCACGAUCAGUUUCCUGCCACAGAAGUGCUGUUACAGCUGGCCUGUGAAGCUUUACCAAAUGACAUGACCUUGUCUCUGGCUUACCUUCUUGCCUUGCCACAGGUGGUAGAUGCCAACAAGUGCUUUGAAAAGCAACCCCCUUCUGCGUUAUCUCUCCAGCUGGCAAGUUAUUACUAUAGCCUGCAGAUUUAUACUCGUUUGGCACCAUUCUUCAAGGACAAAUGCCAUCCACUCUACAGGGCUGACCCAAAGGAAUUAAUUCAACUGGUCACUGAGCACGUUACCCGGACAAGCUAUGCAGACUGGCCCGACGAGAUAGCAACACUGAUAAAACAUCUACAGUACUACAAUGAACGGCUCUUGGACUUCACUCAGGCACAGAUUCUUCAAGGGCUUGGCAAAGGGGUGGAUGUUCAGAGGUUUACAGCGGAUGGUCAGUACAAGAGGGAAACCAUAUUAGGCCUGGCAGAAACUCUUGAAGAAAACGUAUACAAGAUUGCUUUGUCCUUGGCUCAGCGUUACAGCGUCCCUCUCUGGGAAGUCUACAUGACACAUUUGGAAUUUCUUUUCAGUGAUAGUGGUUUAUCUACAGCUGCAAUAGAAGAAAGAGCACAAAGCCUUGGUCUCUUGAAGACUUUGAAAACCAUCCCAGAUGCUUUUCAUGAGCGUAUGGUCAAAUAUGUAUACCCUACUAUCGAAGGCAGAGAUCACCAGCGAUUACUGUAUUAUUUCAUGCUCCUUGAGAACUGCAGCUGUCCUGAAUUUGUGAAACAUGCCAUCAAGCCUGAAACUCAUAUCCGUCUGUUGAAAAAAUUCAAGGCAGUUGCACCGGGUCUUAAUUACAAAAAGCUAACAGAAGAAAAUGUGAACCCUCUAGAAGCUUUGGAUCCUAUCCUGACAAGUCAAAAUAUUUUAUCUAUUUCCAAGCUUGCUCCCAAAAUCCCAGAAAAGGAUGGAAGAAUGCUUGCCACCAGUUCUGUUUAUGCUGUAUGGUUAAAAAAAGUCUUCUGGAAUGGUGAUCCCCAUCUCAUUAAGAGAGCUCCAGAAACUAUACCUGAGUGGUUACAUGCAUAUGAUAUCUGUGCCAAGUACUUUGAUAGACUAAAUCCAGGAGGCAUUAUUGAGUUCAUGGAUGAAAUUACUUUUUCCUCAAAGGCUGUCAUUAAGCUGUCAGUUGACGCUCGGGUAGAGAUGACUAAGAAGGCUAUCAAGUCAGUGAAACAUAUUGCUGAGAAAGCUCGGAAGAAGAUCUCAGAGGGGGACGGUGCAGAAGGUGUCGCUAACAGGCAUCUUGCUGAUGAAGAUGCUCUGUCUCAUCUGCAGCAGUCACUUGCACAUUUGGAAACACUCAGCCACAGUUUUAUCUCUUACUUGAAAAACAGUGACCAGACUGUACUACAGGAAUAUGGACGUUUAUAUGAUCUAUCCCGGUCAGAAAAAGAGAAGAUCAGUGAGCAAGCCGUAACUAUGUGUAUAGAUGGCCAGCCCCUGAAUAUGAUACAGAAGUUACUGGAAGUUGCUGUUGGAAAUCUAGGGCUUUCUUCUAGAGAUACCGUACAAAAAGCUGUAACUAAAGUUGUAAAAGCUUUAAGCGGUGGUCAUGGCGAAUUCCCUAUCAAAAAAGAUCCUCUCCAGGUACUAGAAGGCAUUGUUUCUGCUGUCCACACAAGUGCUGAGAACGGGGAGAAUCUAGUUUCUUCUGAUGAUCUCUUAGACUGGCUUAGACCUUUCUGUGGGGAUGAUGCCUUGCCAGUGAAGCCUCGCAUUCAAGUGCUGCAGAUUUUGGAGCAAGCCUUUCACCUUAGAGAUGAAGACAACAAGCUGCUUGUGCUCUUCAGAACUCAAGCUGUACUCAAAGCCUGUUGGCCUCAGACUCAGGUAGAAAUAACAGAUAUUGAAAAUGAAGAAAAGAGGUAUUCGCUCAUCUUGCAGCUUUUGGACUCAAGUGAGAAACAUGAGGAAUUUCAACACUUAGUCAUGCUCCUCCAAGCUUGGCCACCUAUGAAAAGUGUGAACAUCACAUGUGCAAGUAAUAAUCCUUGGGUGAAACUGGGAAGUGCGAUGCUUGUGAAAAGUCUACCAGAGCAUAAGAAGAAUGUGGGGAAUGAGAUUCUAAAGAUCUGCAGGUCUUUAUAUGAGACGAAACACAUGCUGUCUGUAGAGUGUAUAAAAGACCUCUGUUUGCAACUGCUUAACCAGUCCCUUCUCCUGCCAUCCCUGAAGCUGCUUGUGGAAAGCAGAGAUCAAGAUCUUCAUGCUUUGGCACUGGAGCAGAUAGCAGCUGCUGCUAAGGUUGAUGAUUCUAACUGUGAUUCUGAACUCCUUUCCUUACUCUUGGAUGAGAAGUUGGUAGUGAGAUGCAUCUCCACUGUCAUCUACUCUCACCUGGUUCACCACUUGCUGGCCACGCAGGAGGAGGGCCGCUGGAAUAUAGAAGAAAUUGCAAAACAACUGCAAGAAGCAGGCUGCAGUGCAGAGGCAGGCUCCCUCUUGAUGGCCUACAGAGGGACACAUCCGGCACUCCGAACCUUUGGCGCAGCUCUGAGUGCAAUUAAGCACUGGAUCUAAAGGGCAAAGGAUGUCAGAUUAAAUUUACUAAAUUGUGUGCCAGAGCCAUGACUGCUCAUCUUGGCCCCCCUUUUGUGAUAGAAAUCAGCCUCAAAAUUAUUGAAGAGAAUGGAUAGAGCUUAUCUGCACUGCAUAAAGUGUUAACCUUUGCAUACUUAAAUACCUCCUUGUAGCAUUUCCAGUCCUAUCAGUAACCCUUGUUUAUGUGUACAAGAAAAAAGCUCAUGUCGAAAGGAUGCAAUGCCUUUGCUGUAAUGUAUGAAUGAUUCAUGUCGAGCAAUGUUUGGCAGAAUUAUUAAGCCAUGAUUACAGUUUCAGCUCAUGUAAAGUGAUGUUUGGCAGAAUUAUUAGUCAUGAUGCACACUUUCAGCUCAGGAUAAAAGUAUGAAUGUAACUGAAAUUGGACGCAAAAGAGAACUGACUUCCCCACUGGAACAGAAGUGUCAGAGAAGACCCACUUAAGGAAUCUUUGUGAGUU
Messenger RNA from Gekko japonicus, 7651 nucleotides. RefSeq names its product neuroblastoma amplified sequence (gene NBAS). Gene Ontology annotation, molecular function: SNARE binding. The record is from RefSeq and is a predicted model, not a curated record. Gene Ontology annotation, cellular component: Dsl1/NZR complex; endoplasmic reticulum membrane. The transcript has 52 exons. Gene Ontology annotation, biological process: retrograde vesicle-mediated transport, Golgi to endoplasmic reticulum. Lineage: Eukaryota; Metazoa; Chordata; Lepidosauria; Squamata; Gekkonidae. Bases 1 to 7173 code for a protein of 2390 amino acids.